Molecule: messenger RNA, 756 nt
Organism: Ilex paraguariensis (yerba mate)
Lineage: Eukaryota; Viridiplantae; Streptophyta; Magnoliopsida; Aquifoliales; Aquifoliaceae
Source: the annotation of a GenBank genome assembly
AUGAUUUCUAUUGAACUUAACAGAAGUCAUCGGAGCAUUAAAGACCGAAGCCGAAGUAACGAGUUCAUUCCUGCACUAGAAUCAGUAGUUGGUAAAGCCGACAAGAAUUCGAUUCAUUUUCAAUUAGGCCUUGCUCUAGCUUCUUUUGGUCUUCGACGAUUACACCAAGGAGAGAUGCAUCGCUGCAUUCCUUCUAGCCAAGAAGGUAUACUGGUUAAGGAGGAAAUCCGUCUUUUUAUUAAAGGCUCUUUAUCUAAACUUGAAAGAGAGGGGUGCCUUUGCGCUGCAGAAAGCUUAUGCCGGAGAUCCAGCAACCAGAAGACUCCCUUUUCCAGGAUCUCUCACCCGUUCAGGGUCAUUCAGUUGGCUAAGCCCUUGCCCUUUGACAGCAUAGUGCAAUUGCCAAAGGACAUUGAUUCCAUUCCUAUCGUUCAAGGAAUAUCUUGGGAGCCAACCUGGAAGACAGUGCCUAAUGUAAGGAUCCCUAAGGAUGCGUUGUAUCCUAAGUAUCAUUCGAAACCGAUUAAGUCAGCUUUCUUAGCUCUAACUUAUGAGCUUGCUGCUUAUGGAUCAAUGCUGAGAUUAGACCAUGCACAGGAAGCCUUCUUUUCGUCGGCAGUGCUGUGGAGGGAGAGGGUACGUUUUGCCCUUGACCCGACUAACACUGAGACGGCCAAUAAAGAUCUUGAUUGCUUUGAGCGUUGGGUAGGUCCAAAACUGCCCACGUUUGAACAGUUUGAAUAUCAGGGCGAGUAA